Molecule: messenger RNA, 2082 nt
Organism: Entrophospora candida
Lineage: Eukaryota; Fungi; Glomeromycota; Glomeromycetes; Entrophosporales; Entrophosporaceae
Source: the annotation of a GenBank genome assembly
AUGAAAUCAUUGCAAUUUAUCGAAACAAAUUUUCAAGUUAUCGAUAUUCAUGAACGUAAAUUUAAUCCGAUCGAUGAAAUUAUUAAUGGUUUAAAUAAACCUGAAAAUGUCCAAAAAACAAUACCUACCUUUCUAUUGUACGAUAAUAAAGGAUUACAAUCACUAAAUAAGACCAAAUUGAUUCUUGAUUCAUUGGAAAAAAAGAAAAAAAAUAUAACCUAUUAUGCUCUUAGUCUUGUGGAAUAUCAACUCGGAAAGUUUUUAGAUUCACUUGGAAAAUAUAAAAACAUUAAACUUAUAGGUCUCCUGGGGACUUAUGAGGAUGGGAUCAAUUUUGUUAGUUCUUUAGGUGAAUUGUCUAAAACAAUUUUAUGGUUAGGCUCUUCUAUAGGAAACUUUAGUAGAGAAGAUGGAGCAAAUUUUAUUCAAAGAUUUCAAAAUCGAUCGAUGAAUCCGGGUGAUUUAUUUUUAGUUGGUAUUGACAGAAAAAAUGAUCCUGAUAAAAUCGAACCUAAAGGUGAUACCAAAGAAUUCAUUCUUAAUGGCUUAAACCAUGUUAAUGCUGUUCUUGGACAAAAUUUUAUUGAUCCUGAUGAUUUUGAAUAUCAUUCCUUAUAUAAUGAGAGUGAAGGUAGAGACGAAGCUUAUUAUAAAUCUAAGAAAGAUAUAACGUUGAAAUAUACUCCAAAUGAAGGGGCGGAAGAAAAAGAAAUAAACUUGAAAAAAGAUGAAUUGAUUCAUAUCGAAUAUUCAUAUAAAUAUGAUAAAAACAAUCUUAUCCAACUUUUUCACAACGCGAAACUUUCUCGUGUUGAAAGUUGGACGGAUUGGAACUCUCAAUAUGAUCUUCAUCUACUAAAUAAACCGCCAUUUUAUUUUGGUCGUGGUGGAGGUGACUCAUCACAAGAAUCUAUUCCGACGCUAGAUGAAUGGGAAGAAUUAUGGAGGUCAUGGGACACAGUAACAAUGACUAUGAUCUCACCAAAAAGACUGCUCGAAAAACCUAUUCAUCUUAGGCAUCCAUUUAUAUUUUAUUUAGGACAUAUUCCGGGAUUUCUGGACAUUCACCUUUCCAGAUAUCAUAAAGAAAAACAUACCGAGCCAGAAUAUUUUGCAGAUAUUUUUGAAAGGGGCAUUGACCCCGACAUUGACGACCCAAGCAAAUGUCAUUCACAUUCAAUAACACCACAUAAGUGGCCAGAGUUGGAGGAAAUCAUUGAAUAUUGUGAUAAAGUUAAGCAAAGGCUUAUCACUGUAUAUGAAAAAAAAACAAUGAAAAGGAGUUUAGGAAGAGUAUUAUUUAUGACAUUUGAACAUACGGCCUUGCAUCUUGAGACAAUUCUUUAUAUGCUGGUACAAUCACCAUUUACUUUACAGCCUAAAGGAGUUGUGAUCCCAAAAUGGAAAGAAGCAGUCGUUGCAUCGGAUGCUAAAUUUGUAACGAUUCCAAAGCAAACUAUUACUUCACCUAGAAGAGAGGUCAGUAUUGAAUCUUUUAAAAUUCAUUCAAGACCAGUGACUAAUGGAGAAUAUCUCUCAUUUAUGAGGGCAACAGUUAACAAAGAAUAUCCGGGAUCGUGGAUUCCAAUCGAUCCGUCUUCAUUCGAAUAUGAAGUUAGAACAGUUUUUGGAGCAGUUAGAAUGAAUGUAGCACUGAAUUGGCCAGUUAUGUUGAGCCAAGAUCAAGCAUGUAAAUACGCAGCAUGGAAAAAAAUGAGAUUACCCACAGAGGGAGAAUUAAAUUCAUUCUAUAAAAUAUAUAAAUCGUCAUCACUGCUAAUGGAUUUAUCAAACAUAGGAUUCAAGAAUUGGCAUCCAGUUGACGUGCCAAAUGACAGCAAUACAAUUCAAGUGCUGGGAUCUGGAUGGGAAUGGACAUCAAGCGAAUUUGAUAAGUAUCCAGGAUUUAAACAAAGUAAACUUUAUCCUGGUUAUUCAGCAGAUUUCUUUGAUGGUAAACAUGUUGUGGUUUUGGGUGGCUCAUGGGCAACACACCCUCGAUUAACAAGAAGCACAUUUAGAAAUUGGUAUCAAAGAGGUUAUCCAUAUGUAUUUUGUACAGUAAGAUUAUGCCAAAUAUAA